UAAAUUUAAAAAAAAUUACUGUAUACCGCCAAAAUAAAUUAGGUUUCUGUUAUUGUUGUAUUUAUAUUGUUCCCUUUCUUACACUGUGCUAUUCUUACCUAUAAAAAGAGGGGUUUUUUGCGAUUAAAAAUAAACACUCAAAAUAAUUGCUUCUGUUGCCUACAUAAAUAUACAGUUAUACAAAAUGACGGACAUAGAAGUAAUGGAUGUAGAUGAUGCUCAACCAGGGCCUUCGAAAAUAAGGGAGGAACCUAUAUCAAAAAAAACAAGCAACUUGCCCUGGAUAGAGAAGUAUAGGCCUCAAACAUUUGAAGAAAUUGUGGGCAAUGAGGAUACUAUUACACGACUAUCAGUAUUUGCAACACAAGGAAAUGUACCUAACGUCAUUAUUGCUGGUCCUCCUGGUGUUGGUAAAACCACCACCAUUCUUUGCUUGGCUAAAAUUAUGUUGGGCCCAGCAUUUAAAGAUGCAGUUUUAGAAUUAAAUGCCUCAAAUGAUAGAGGGAUUGAUGUUGUAAGAAACAAAGUCAAAAUGUUUGCGCAGCAAAAAGUCACUUUGCCUCAAGGAAAACACAAGAUUAUUAUUUUGGAUGAGGUUGACAGUAUGACUGAAGGUGCGCAACAAGCUUUAAGGAGAACCAUGGAAAUCUAUAGUAACACGACGAGAUUUGCCCUAGCUUGUAACUAUAGUGAAAAAGUUAUAGAACCUAUACAAUCCAGAUGCGCCAUUCUAAGAUAUUCUCGUUUAACAGAUGCUCAAGUUUUGGCAAGAGUUAUACAGAUUUGUGAAAAAGAAAAUGUAAAAUACACAGAGGAUGGUCUAGAAGCGAUAGUUUUUACUGCACAAGGUGAUAUGAGACAGGCUCUAAAUAAUCUACAGUCAACUCACAAUGGUUUUGGGGAAGUCAACUCAGUAAAUGUUUUUAAAGUGUGUGAUGAACCUCAUCCGAUGCUUAUUAAAGAUAUGCUUAGAUCAUGUGUGGAAGGAGACAUUAGGAAGGCUUAUAAGGUUGUUGAGCAUCUGUGGAACCUAGGAUAUGCUGCUGAAGAUAUAAUCAAAAAUAUUUUCAAAGUAUGUAAAAACAUGGAUUUGAACGAGAGCAUUAAAUUAGCUUUUAUAAAGGAGAUCGGAAUAACACAUCAAAGAAUUAUCGAAGGCCUCACAACAUUAUUGCAAAUGUCUGGCCUACUAUCACGAAUGUGCAUGGCUGCUCAAGGAUUAAAGCAAAAUUGAUUAGUUUUAAGAUGCAAAUUUGUUUUUUUAUAAUUAUUUAGUUUUAGUAACUUUUUUAAAUAUUACAAUUUUUGAAUACAAA
This is a messenger RNA of Anthonomus grandis grandis, 1316 nucleotides long. RefSeq names its product replication factor C subunit 2 (gene RfC4). Gene Ontology annotation, cellular component: nucleus; DNA replication factor C complex. The coding region runs from base 185 to 1234 and encodes 349 amino acids. The record is from RefSeq and is a predicted model, not a curated record. Lineage: Eukaryota; Metazoa; Arthropoda; Insecta; Coleoptera; Curculionidae. Gene Ontology annotation, biological process: DNA-templated DNA replication; DNA repair. The transcript has 7 exons. Gene Ontology annotation, molecular function: ATP hydrolysis activity; DNA binding; DNA clamp loader activity.